Molecule: messenger RNA, 643 nt
Organism: Ascoidea rubescens DSM 1968
Lineage: Eukaryota; Fungi; Ascomycota; Saccharomycetes; Ascoideales; Ascoideaceae
Exons: 1
Coding region: 32-433 (133 amino acids)
Source: RefSeq, a predicted model, not a curated record
GGAAAACAGAAUAGAGGGGUACGAUAGUGGGAUGUGCACCCAGACCCGCAGCGCUGGCUCUUUGUUUCUUUAUGUCUCACUGAUCUCGCUUUUCGACCUCUUUCCUCUCUCUUCAUCGCUCUGCGCCAGUUCCCUUGGGAAGAACGUAAUUAUACUGUUACUCUACUCUCCUCAUUUUCCAUAUCUUCCAAUCUACUGCAUCUCCAUCGUCUCGUAUUUCACACUUCCACCUCUCUGCUUCUUUUCUCUUCUCUUCCAAAUGCUUUCCAUUCCAGAACUGGGAAAUUUCACCUCACUUUCUUUUCCCUCAUCCAACUUUCAUCGCUUCAAUUAUGUUCUUACUCUCUACUUUCUUUUUCUGCACCACUUUAUCGCUCCAGCUCUCUACAGCCCUCUAAAAUUCGCUACUUCUCGCUCUGCAAUUUCGCUAUAGUGUCCAAACCUUAUAUUUCUGCUUUAAACUUUCUUUUGAAUGACUUACCAUUUUGUGGAGUAAACAGUAAUUGACAGUUUGGAAUUUUAUUCAAUUAUCGUCUCAGUACUUGUGUCCAAUUUGUCGAUUAGACCCUUGAUAACUAUUUCACUCGAUUUUCAAUAUAUCAGCUUUCACUUAUUCAUUUCAUUUCAAUCUCCCAUCUUUAAU